Messenger RNA from Magnolia sinica, 2961 nucleotides. RefSeq names its product probable galactinol--sucrose galactosyltransferase 1. The coding region runs from base 379 to 2655 and encodes 758 amino acids. The transcript has 14 exons. NCBI's taxonomy places the organism in Eukaryota, Viridiplantae, Streptophyta, Magnoliopsida, Magnoliales, Magnoliaceae. The record is from RefSeq and is a predicted model, not a curated record.
GAGUACUCGGAUUCCCGUGAUCUAAGGAUUCCCGAGGCUAAAAGCUCCAAACCCCACCUAUAAAGACCCGCAUUUUUCUCUGCUGCAUGCAUCGGGCUUGUUGGGUUCUGUCAUUAGUACCCUUCUCUUUGCAAAUUGCUGGGUUUUUUGGUCUUUUAUUUGAAUUUUUUGGGUUUUUUUUUUUUUUGAAGAAUUUGGGUUCCUUGAGCUGAUUUUUCUGGGUUUUGAAGGCAUUUUCUCUUUGAGUUUGGGAGGAGUUUUUUGAGGCAUUUGGGUCUGUGUUAUUGGGUUUUUGAGCUUGCAUUCUCUGAUUUCUGUGGCUGUUUUCUGUUUUAGAUAUUUUUUCUCCUCUUUGGAUCUUUAAGGUCUCCUUUCAAGAUGACAGUUGGAGCUGGAAUUUCCAUUGCUGAUGGGAACUUGGUGGUUUUGGGGACUCCAAUCUUGUCUGAUGUCCACGACAACAUUGUUUUGACCCCCGCCGGCGGGGACAGCUUGAUCAACGGCGCGUUUAUUGGCGUGAGAUCAGACCAGGGCGGAAGUCGGCGUGUGUUCCCUGUUGGGAAGCUCGAGGGCUUGCGGUUCAUGGGCUCUUUCCGCUUCAAGCUGUGGUGGAUGACACAGAGGAUGGGUUCUUCGGGGAAAGACAUCCCCUUUGAGACUCAGUUUCUGAUUGUUGAAGGGAAUGAUGGGUCCCAAUUUGCUGAGGGAAGUGAAGAUGGUGUGGGCCCAUCUGCAGUUUAUACCGUAUUCCUGCCUAUUCUCGAGGGAGCCUUCAGAGCUGUUCUCCAGGGGAAUGCUGAUAGUGAAAUAGAGAUCUGUUUGGAAAGCGGAGAUCCUGCCGUUGAUAGAUUUGAAGGGACCCAUUUGAUUUUUGUUGCUGCCGGAUCAGACCCAUUUGAUGUCAUCACAAAUGCAGUGAAGACUGUUGAAAAGCACAUGCAGACAUUUUCUCAUCGUGAAAAGAAGAAGAUGCCUGACAUGCUGAACUGGUUUGGCUGGUGCACGUGGGAUGCAUUUUAUACGGAUGUAACAGCUGACGGAGUAAGACAAGGGCUUGAAAGUCUAGAGAAAGGUGGAAUUCCCCCAAAAUUCGUUAUAAUUGAUGAUGGAUGGCAAUCGGUUGGCAUGGACUCCACUGGCAUUGCAUCUAAACUUCAAGGCACGACAAACUUCACAAACAGGCUAACCAAUAUUAAGGAAAACCACAAGUUUCAGAAGAAUGGGAAAGAGGGUCACAGAGAAGAGGACCCAGCAAUGGGACUGGCGCACGUUGUUUACGAAAUCAAAGAAAAGCAUGAUCUGAAAUAUGUUUAUGUUUGGCAUGCAAUAACCGGUUACUGGGGUGGAGUUAGGCCUGGUGUUACUGGAAUGGAACAUUAUGAAUCUAAGAUGGCAUAUCCCAUUUCUUCUCCGGGAGUUCAGUCCAACGAAUCCUGUGAAGCUCUGAACAGCAUCGCUUCCAAUGGCCUCGGCCUCGUGAACCCUGAGAAAGUCUUCAAUUUCUAUGAUGAGCUUCACUCAUAUCUCUCAUCUGCUGGAAUUGAUGGUGUCAAAGUAGAUGUCCAAAACAUUCUUGAGACGCUAGGAGCAGGCCACGGUGGGAGAGUGAAACUUGCUAGAAAGUACCAUCAGGCUUUAGAGGCUUCGAUCGCUACAAACUUCCCCGACAAUGGAAUAAUAUCGUGCAUGAGUCACAACACAGAUGGUUUAUACAGCUCAAAGAGGACUGCUGUGAUAAGAGCAUCUGAUGAUUUUUGGCCGAGAGUCCCAGCGUCACAUACAAUCCAUAUUGCAUCUGUUGCCUACAACACCUUGUUCCUUGGAGAAUUCAUGCAGCCUGAUUGGGAUAUGUUUCAUAGCGUUCACCCAAUGGCUGAAUACCAUGGAGCAGCUCGUGCAGUCGGAGGAUGUGCCAUUUAUAUUAGUGACAAACCCGGAGACCAUGACUUUGAUUUGUUGAAGAAGCUCGUACUUCCCGAUGGAUCAAUAUUGAGAGCCAAGCUUCCAGGAAAACCCACCAAGGAUUGCCUGUUUACAGAUCCUGCUAGAGAUGGAAAAAGUCUUCUGAAGAUAUGGAAUUUGAAUGACUUCUCUGGAGUUGUUGGGGUCUUCAACUGCCAAGGAGCUGGGUGGUGUAAAGUCGGAAAGGUGAAUCUUAUCCAUGACGAACACCCUGGCACAAUCACUGGAAUCAUCCGAUCAAGGGACGUUGCUUACUUGCCCAAGAUUGCUGGAGAUGGCUGGAAUGGAAAUGCCAUUGUAUAUUCACAUUUGAGCGGAGAGGUGGUUUUUCUUCCGAAGAAUGCAUCUUUGCCCAUUACAAUGAAGUCCCACGAAUACGAAGUUUUUACAGUUGUUCCAGUUAAGGAAUUAUCGAGCGGUGCUUCAUUCGCUCCCAUCGGACUUGUCAAGAUGUUCAACUCUGGAGGAGCCAUCAAAGAGUUGAGAUACGAAGCUGAGAGAAGUUCGACCAUUGACAUGAAAGUCAGAGGGUGUGGUGUUUUCGGGGCCUAUUCAUCUAUUAAGCCCAAGAGAAUAACCGUCGAUGAAGAGGAAGUUGAGUUCACAUACAAUGAAGGAUCUGGUUUGGUAAGCCUUGUUUUGAGAGUUCCAAAAGAAGAAUUGUACUUGUGGAGCAUUACCGUCGAGUACUGAAUGGUUUCAAUUCAAGUUGGAUGAAGUUAGGAGAUUUGGGUUUCUUUCAUUUCAGCGCAAUUCUCGAUGGGAAGAUUCAAAAGCACUUCACGUUAGAUUUCAUUGGAUGGAAGUAAAAUACAAGCCGAAAUUACUACAUAUUUCAGAAAAAGCUUGUGGGAGGGUGUUCUUUGCUGAUAUGUUGGCUUUUCUUCUACUGCUUAUUGUACGCAAUAGGGUGAUGUAGGGAACUUUUCUAGCCAUUACUGCUAGAGAUGGAAUUGGAUCUGUAAUGGUUGUUAUGGAAUGGAAGAGGCAGUUCCACCA